AUUGGUGAUGUUUGAACAGAAAACGAAUUUCAUGUUUCGAGAAACUAUCUCGCACGAAAGAAUACGAGAGGGAGAGAGAGAGAAAGAGAAAGAAAGAGAGAGAGAGAGAGGGAGAGAGAGAUACACACACACACACAAAUAUUGAAAGGACAUUUAACACGAUUGCACAGUUUACGAUGCGUGUCAUGCGGAUAAAUUGUUAAGAAAGAAAGGAGAGGAGAAAAAGAUAUAGAAGAAAGACUGGAAAAGAAAAAGAGAUAACAAUGUUGAAGCAAAGCUGGAUUUUAAUGUUCCUCAGCGUUGGAAUAACAGCGCUUGCUCCUGCGCGUUAUGAGACUGACGUAGAAUCUUUGAAAAGUGCCCUAAAUGCUGUGAAAAGAAAACAAAUAACGUUGGAACCCACAUCUCAAGAAUAUUACAAUGAUUUUCGUUCGCGAAAGUAUCACGAAGGCAACGUCGAGAGAAAUUUUGAAAUGGAACGACAGAAUGAUCGAGUUCUACCAGAUGAAAAUGAAAAACUUGAAUUUCUACCUAAUGAAAACGGACAACUCGAAAUGGUGGAUGAUGAAUUUCAAGGAAUAAACGACAAGAUGCUUGAGAAGUCGAUUCUCAAUUAUUUGAUGAACGCACAAGAACAGGAACGCGUACCGUCGUCACUCUUUCGUGAACGUGAACGAAGUUCUAGCCAUAAAAGGGCUAACGUAAAUGAUGAUAUAGAUUUUCACGAAAGAGCGAAUUUCAUUUUGGAACAAUUACGGAAUAGCGAUCCUUCUGCUUUAAAAGAACUCGAAGAAAAUUAUUUGGAUGUACCAAUUUCCGAAAAAUAUGGAAUGAACCAAGGAAAGAAAAUCUACGAGAACGAAAGUCCGAUGUCAUGGAGCGAGCUUUUCGACAAAGGAGAUUUUUUACCAGGGGAGGGGGCAAGGAGAAACGGCGAAGAGAAUGAUUUUACGGACAAAGAUAUGGAACAGGACAUCCUUUAUUUCUUGCCAACCGAACGAAGAAACAUAAACGCGAGAUAUCCUUUGGGUCGACAAUUUGACAAAUAUCGGACUUUGGGUAAACGUUAUCCAGUAGCUAAAAGAAGCCCCAAAGAAUUUCAACAGAUGGAGAAACAAAUGAUGGAUCCAAAGGUUGCACAAGAUUUAGGCGCACUAUUUGGCGCGCAAUCCGCCCUUAAGACUCGCAAUUAUACACGAGCGCAUAAUCACGAGCACGAGGACGAGGACGAGCACGAGCACGAGCACGAGCACGAGCACGAAACAAUGCAAAACGAAAACGAAAAUGAUAAUAUUCGUAUCGAUACAACGGAAGCUCCUAAAGUAAAGCCUACUUCUAAGGGUCAAAAGGAAAACGUCACAAAGAUCAAUACAUCAAAUGGGAAGAGCAUCGAAGUGAAGAAGAAGAGCGUCGAUUGGUCUCAGUAUUUUGGUAUCGAUCGUAGAAAGAAAAAGACUAUCUUUCUGGCCCGGCCAGAUACACAAGAUCAAGAUGACGAGUGGAUGUUGCAACGAUACUAUGAGAACAUGGCCGAAAACUUGAAACAUCCCGAAGAAGAAUCCGAGACCGAAAGCAAUGAUAAAAAGGAUAAAAUCGAGCGUAUGUAUACGAUGUUGAGUGACAUCAGUACGGAAUUGGAAAAGGAAAGGGAUUACAUCAUAAACAAACUGGCAGCUGCAUAUUCGUACAAAAAAAUUCGUAAGGCACUGGACGGACUCCACAACAUUCUCGCCAUUCAGAAAGAAAUUCAAAAUAAUUUAACGCAAAACUUUCGUAAUGACGGGACUAUUAUGAAAAGUGAAAAUAAGCGGACUGGCUUCAAUGCAGGCACUAAAGAAGCCUCGGACGUAAACAAGAAAUGUCCUGAUUUAGAGAAAAUCGAACGACACUGUAAGGCUGCCUACAAUUUUGCUGGGGAUAACAAUCAGAUGUUUUACUUUCCAUGCGUUACGUAUCAAAUAUGUAAAGCUUGCGUACCGAAUGAAACAGAAGAGGAAUGUUUAACGAGCUUUGCGUUAGAAGCGGCCAAAGCUUGCGACGCUAUCGUUAAGGAGAAAGGAAUUUACAAGGAGCUCCAAUUCUGUAUCGAUACGAUCCUAAGUUCAAUGAAAUUGCAGCCAAGCAUCGGUAUCUCCGAACAAUGUCGCGUCAACAGGGAAUCUUGUUUACGUCGAUAUCAUUCUCGUUAUCGACAUCGUUAUCCAAGCUUUCCUUUUUAUGUCGAUUUCUUAUUUCGUAGGGAUUCCGAUUUAUCGCAAACGUCUGACUGAUAAGGGAUCACUCGAAUCUCGAAUAGUUAGUCGUAUUGCAAAGGUGGAUAAAUAAAUUGCCAGCCAGAAGAGAAACAAAAGUAACGCGUGCGCUCGAAUCGGAACGCGAUCUUCUAUAAAUUAUUUUUUUAUAUUUUUAAUCGCAUCCUUCUAGCUAAAUAGUUCUUCCCUUAUUUUCUCUGCAGUGCGGUAGCGAACGCUUUAAGGAUUCAAAUAUUAUUCCAAAUUUACAGUUUUUAUUAAAACAAUACAAAUAUAAUCUCAAUCGUCAAAAAUAAUCGUCAAAAUCGAUUCGAGAGCACGUCAUUAGCACAUCAUUAGCACAUCAUUAUUUAUAUUUUAUUUUAUUCUGUUCGUAAUACAGAACUCGUCUGAAUAUUGGACUUUGUUUUAUGGAUAAGUAUAAUAUUUUACAACAUUAAUGACGUACAUAUGUAUAUACAUAUGUAUACGUCCACUUACUUCUUUCCUUGGUUUCUUUUUUCCUCUUUUCGUCGAGAAAUGCUACUCGUCUGGACAAUUAGGAUUAUUUUUUCAUCUUAUAUAUAUAAAAUAUAAUUAUUUUUGAAACAAGGAAGAAAUCAUGUACGAAUUAUAAAGACAAUAAUUAAUAACUAAAAUUUAUGACUAUUUUUAUGUACUGAUCUUACAUUAUCAUUUUUUAUACGGUUAUCCUUAUUAACAAUUGAUCGUAAUAGAAUUCUUCCUUAAAAGAUAAUGAUAAGCCUUGAUAUAUUAUAUGUAUAUGUAUUAGAAAUCCGAUCAAAGUCCGGAUGAGUGGCUCGAACGAGGACAAAAUUGAAUAAUAUAUUUUAUGUGAAUGUACAAAGUUAACAAGUUACAAGUUAAAUGCUGCAAUUAAUAUAACCAACCUAGAACUCUUCCAAAAUGCAUUCUUAUCAGCAAUACAAAUGACAAGUACGAAAAAGAUGUAGUCCAAAUUCUUUAUAUCAUUCCAACACCUAUAUAUUUUUUUCAACACGUAUUAUAUGCAAAAAAAACACCCCAAAAAACAAGGAAAAUGAGAAAUCUAAGAUUUAAUCUGUAAUACAACACAAAUCCUCUUGUUUCUCUUACUUAUUAUCAAACUUUUAUCGAUAAAGAGCAUAACAAUAUAUACAUUAAUGUCUAUAAUAAAAAAUGUUUAAGAAUCAAUAGUAAAUAUCGA
This is a messenger RNA of Polistes canadensis, 3438 nucleotides long. RefSeq lists its product as uncharacterized. The record is from RefSeq and is a predicted model, not a curated record. Lineage: Eukaryota; Metazoa; Arthropoda; Insecta; Hymenoptera; Vespidae. The coding region runs from base 264 to 2270 and encodes 668 amino acids. The transcript is spliced from 10 exons.